Strongylocentrotus purpuratus (purple sea urchin) is the source of this 1987-nucleotide messenger RNA. RefSeq lists its product as uncharacterized. The transcript has 2 exons. The record is from RefSeq and is a predicted model, not a curated record. Lineage: Eukaryota; Metazoa; Echinodermata; Echinoidea; Camarodonta; Strongylocentrotidae. Bases 491 to 1930 code for a protein of 479 amino acids.
AUAAGAAGAUAGGUACCCCUAUAUAGGAAGUGUUAAUUGGCAUUUCCGGUUAAUUAGUUAAUCCUUCCGGUUAAUUAGUUAAUCCUUCCGGUGACUUCCGGUAAACAAUAGGGGAGUGUUAAUGAGUUAAUUGGGGUGUCCUUCCGGCGGAAGUUACGUAAUGAGGGUACAUCCCCUGGAGGAAGUUCUUUUGUUUACAUCAUUCAUUCAUUCAUGGAGAGGUGGAGGAUGGACGUGUGUAGGGUACGAGGGACAAGGACCAAAUGACCAAACAAUGGGCCACCCGGCAUGUAUGUUGAAUGUGUGUGUUACCGACCAAUGAGAAUGCGAGGAUUUUUUUAGAAAGGAAGUGACCCAAAGUUGGUACUUGUUUGUGAUUGGACGAGAGAAAAUGGUGAACCUAUGGGCAAGUAUCAUAUGACAUCUAACUGUCGUUGAGUCAACAUCGCUUUGUUUUUGUUGUAAUACUGGCCAGAUUCUAUAAUGUACCAUGAUUUCUACAUGUGAUUUAAUGCACAAGCUUCGGGCAUGUACAUGCCUGGAAGAAGUAUCGAGUUUUCGUGAGGAAUAUUAUGAAGACCUUGAACCAGAACAACAUGCUUUGGUAUUUGCAAGGUCAUCCUACUUUUUGAGUUUGCAGGACUUGGAAGAUGGCAUUUCCGAUGACCAUUUAAUGGAGAUGGACAUCAAUACAAAUAAGCCAUGUGACGCAACAUCAGUACCUGGCCCCUCUAACCGCCAACCAGCAGCAACAGCAGUGGCUGGACCCUCCCGCCAUCCAGCAUCAGCAGUGGCCGGACCCUCCCGACAACCACCAGCAGUGGCUGGCCCUUCCCGUCAACCAAGAGCAGUGGCCGGACCCUCCCGACAACCACCAUCAGUAGCCGGGCCCUCCCACAGUCAACCAAGAGCAGCAGCAGUAGCCGGACCCUCGUCUUUUCAUGUUGGGGGAUCUAAGAAACGUGUUGUAGAUGCACCGCCUGCAAGAGAACCCAAUCUCCCUACUCAUCACGUGACCAAAGUGAGUCAAAAACAUGUACGCAAAUACAAUGCUAAUGUAACUGAUUACACCGUUUCUUUCCAACCCAUAGAAAAUAACGGUCCCAUGAUAGAAAUGAUGCCACGCGUAAAUGAGAUGUUUGAAAAUAUCAUUGAAGAGAUGGUUGAGGGGGUAAAUGAUAGAGAUUUUGUUAGGAUUGUUUUCAUUUCCCCACAAUUAGAUAGACCCGUUAGUAUGCCAUUUGUAAGGAGGGAUCAAAUGAAUCACGAAGCAUUUGCAACCAAACUUGAGAAUACUAUUCAAUCGAAUGAUAAGGUAAGCUUGGACGAAACAGUCUCUUUCAACAUAUUACACAUGGCUAUGCCAAAUGGUGGUGGUUCCAAUGUGAAGUGCUUAACCAUCGAAGAGACAUUGUCCAGAAAAAGAUGCAUCAUCAGGAUGAAGAAUAAAGAUAACAUGUGUUGUCCAAGGGCUAUCGUAACUGGCAUUGCCCGGAUUGAAAAACACCCUAAUUUUGAGUCGAUCAAACGUGGUUACAAACAGCAAAGGGAAUAUGCCAUUGAGCUGUAUAAACAGGCCAAACUUCCAGAAAAUACCAAAUGUGGCAUCGAAGAGAUUAAACUCUUCGAAAAGACGGAAUUCAUGGCCGGUUUCAGGGUGGUGGUUGUUUCAAAAGAGCACUUAAACUUCAUUACGUAUGCUGGCCCCGAAGACAGGCAGCAUACCAUUUAUCUGUAUGUUCAUGACAAUCACUUUGAUCUCAUUACAUCAAUGGCCGCCUUCUACAACAAGUCAUAUUUUUGCCACGAGUGUUUGGUAGGAUACGACAAGAAACUCAGACACGACUGCAUUUUCCGCUGCAAACUUUGCAAGGGAGAUGACUGCCCCGCCUCCAAUGACCCCGAUUCCUACAAAUGCAUUAGCACCUGACUUGAUGUACAAAGAGCAUUAGCGCCUUUACACCUUCUUAUUUUGUUUUCUUUAAAC